Rotaria sp. Silwood2 is the source of this 1200-nucleotide messenger RNA. The record is from the annotation of a GenBank genome assembly. Lineage: Eukaryota; Metazoa; Rotifera; Eurotatoria; Philodinida; Philodinidae.
AUGAGCCAGAAUAAUAAUUUUCUGUCUACAAACGAAAAAUCAUCAUUAUCAUUUACUAAUGAUGUUGAUGAAAAUAAAUUGAUAUUAACCAGUGAAAAUAAUCAAAUAUUAUCAUCGAAUUUACUAGAUGAAUUAAAUAAUAACAAUACUGAUGAUUGGAAAUCAGCUGAUGAUAAUUCUGAUAUUGAUGUAAAUGAAAUUCAAGAUGAUUUAAUAACAGUUAAUAAUGAACAAAACAAUAAUGAUGGAUGGGCAAAUUUUAAUACAUUUGAAAAUAAUGUUAAUCACAAUUCAGAGAUUGUUCCUGUAACAACAUCGAAUUUAGCUGAAGAUAAUUGGGCAAAUUUUAAAUCGAACCCAAUACAAUCUACUCAACAUGACAUAGAAUUAUCGAGUGACAAACAAUCAACAAAAAUAACUCAUGAUGAUGAUGUUUUUGGUGAUUAUGGUGAAGUACAAGUCUCUCGACCAUUGCAAGAAUCUCCUAUACCAAUUAAUUCUUUAAACAUUGAAUCGAUUGAAUCUUUGAUCUCAACUUGUUUUCCAUUAGAAUCUUCGACAUUAUCGACAGAUAUUGAUAAUUAUAUUCCUUUGGAAUUACCAUCUUUUACUGUAUGCAAAGAUCAAAUAAAACAAUUAUCAUGUUUUAAACAUAGCCUAUCUUUAUGGAAAUUACUAUCGAAUAUAUCAAAUGAUCCAAUAGGAAUUCAAUAUCAAUGGCGUAAAUCAAAUAUUGAACGUAUAUUUCAUCAAGCAUUAGGUGUUCAUGAACGAUUUCGUACUAAAACUAUUCCUUUAACUUCUGAAAAUUCACAAUCAGAAUCUCAAAUAAUGACUUCAAAUGUUAAUAAUGAAAAUAAAUUACUAUCACAAACGAUUAGUCCACAUUUUGAUUGGAAACAAAGUGGUCUAGAAAAUCCACUUACUGUUUUUGAUGCAAACAAAACACUCGAUCUUGAUUAUUAUAUUCCACCAAUACAAACUUCAACAUCGAAUAAACAAGAACAUAUAACUUCAUCAACGACAGUACAUCGAAAUAAUAGUCCAAUUCUUAAGCAACAUACAACACCAAUUAAAACAAUGGAUCUAUUUCCAGGUUCAACAAGAGUAUUAAAUGAUGAUACUAAACCUGUUGUUGAUUCAGUAUCAAAUUUUAGUUUUAUGAAUCCGAAAGCAUUAAUGCUUCGAACAAAAAAUUAA